Molecule: messenger RNA, 333 nt
Organism: Lachancea sp. 'fantastica'
Lineage: Eukaryota; Fungi; Ascomycota; Saccharomycetes; Saccharomycetales; Saccharomycetaceae
Source: the annotation of a GenBank genome assembly
AUGAUAAGACGGCAACCUACCACACUUAGCCUGACAGCGGAGGACGUAGCGGACCUCGAAGCAGAGUUAGAAGAAUCCCGGCUGCAGCGCGAGCUCAAGGCCCAGCAACGUAAUCUUCACCGGGCUUCUGGUACUAUUCCGCAUCGCAGCAACAAUGAGGUCUCGAUGGCGUUGGCCCAGGAGGACGGCCACAACAGCCCGCUUCGAAAAAUGGCACCACGAGUAUCGGGCAUCAAUGAGCAACGACCACCCUCAGAGACCCGUAAUGGCAGAUUGGAGGGCUCAGCCUCUCAGACAGCACCAGGCGGAAACCCAUUUUAUACGGAAAGGUAG